Thyridium curvatum is the source of this 252-nucleotide messenger RNA. RefSeq lists its product as uncharacterized. Lineage: Eukaryota; Fungi; Ascomycota; Sordariomycetes; Thyridiales; Thyridiaceae. The record is from RefSeq and is a predicted model, not a curated record. Bases 1 to 252 code for a protein of 83 amino acids. The transcript has 2 exons.
AUGCCUAUCUUUGUUGUCGAUGCCACAGCCAUGGCGGCUAGGCUUCCUCGCAACCUUCCACCCAACACCCGAGUCGAGGCCAUCAUCAUCGUCACGGAUCGCGCCAACAUGGAUCGCGCCAACAUGGAUGAUACCAUCGCCGUCGAGCUCCUGAGAGGGCUGUUUCGCGCUCUCGGAGCCGCGAUUAACAACGGCAACAAUGACAACGCUCCGAACCAGGCCACGCCGAACGCGGCGCCCGGCGGCCCCUAG